Molecule: messenger RNA, 6366 nt
Organism: Sciurus carolinensis (gray squirrel)
Lineage: Eukaryota; Metazoa; Chordata; Mammalia; Rodentia; Sciuridae
Gene: Wrn
Product: WRN RecQ like helicase
Exons: 35
Coding region: 189-4535 (1448 amino acids)
Biological process (GO): telomere maintenance; double-strand break repair via homologous recombination; DNA replication
Cellular component (GO): chromosome; cytoplasm; nucleoplasm
Molecular function (GO): ATP binding; nucleic acid binding; four-way junction helicase activity
Source: RefSeq, a predicted model, not a curated record
UGCGGUCUCCCAGAGCUGAUGUGUACUGUGUGCGCCAGUGACGCUCCCUCGGCAGCGCGGGAGUAAAGUUGGUUGAUUUGGUGCCUAGCCUGGAUGUCUGGGUUGCACGUCUUGGUGUGGUGGCGCUCCACAAAAUUUCCAGCUGGAGAAUACCCGUUGAACUGGCUCUUCUCAGGGGCAUUUUAAAAAUGGAUGAAAAGAAGUUGGAAACAAACUCACAACAGCGGAAAUUUCCUGAAUGGAUGUCAGUGCAGAAUAAGAAACGUGCUGUAGAAGAAAGAAAGGCAUGUAUUCAGAAGAGUGUUUUUGAAGAUGACCUCCCCUUCUUAGAAUUCACAGGAUCUAUUGUGUAUAGCUAUGAAGCCAGUGAUUGCUCUUUCCUGUCGGAAGAUAUUUGCAUGAAUCUGUCUGAUGGAGAUGUGAUAGGAUUUGAUAUGGAAUGGCCACCAGUGUACAAUAAAGGGAAACUAAGCAGAGUUGCACUAAUUCAAUUGUGUGUAUCUGAGAGCAAAUGUUACUUGUUUCACAUUUCUUCUAUGGCAGUUUUUCCCCAGGGAUUAAAAAUGCUGCUUGAAAAUAAAGCAAUUAAAAAGGCAGGUGUAGGAAUUGAAGGAGAUCAGUGGAAACUUCUACGUGACUUUGACAUCAAAUUGAAGAGUUUUGUGGAGUUGACAGAUGUUGCCAAUGAAAAGCUGAAAUGUAUAGAGACCUGGAGCCUCAAUGGUCUGGUUAAACACCUCUUUGGUAAACAACUUCUGAAAGACAAGUCUAUCCGCUGUAGCAAUUGGAGUAAUUUUCCUCUCACUGAGGACCAGAAACUAUAUGCAGCCACUGAUGCUUAUGCUGGUCUCAUUAUUUAUCAAAAAUUAGACAUUUUGGGUAAUGCUGUGCACAUGUUUGCUAUAAAUAAAGAGGAGAAAAUCCUACCUGGUGGAAUGAAGAAACAGUUGAUUUCAAUAUCUGAGGACAUGAUGGAUCUGGUUAAACAUUUUCCUGACAGUUGCAGAAAAUUGGAAAAUUCACAGAGGGUUUCUAUAAUUUUGAAGAAUAUUUCAGAAAAUCUGUGUUCACUGAGGAAGAUGAUAUUUGGUUCUACUAACACUGAGACUGAAUUGAAGCCCAGCAAUAAUUUUAAUUUAUUAUCAUUGGAGGAUUCAACUGUUGGUAGAGAACAACAGAAACAAAUUAGAGAACAUAAAAUUUUAACUAAAGUUAAAGAUGAGCCAUGGGAUAUAGCACUUGAUAAUUUAGUUAAACAUGAUGGAGAAGAUGUACUUGGAAAUGAAGUAAAGCAAGAAGAUGGAUUUAAAGAUGUAAUAGAAGACAAUAAAUUAAAAGAAAACAUGGAAAGAACUUGUUUGAUGUCAUUAGAUAUUACGGAUCAUGAACUCAAAAUUUUGGAACAGCAGGCUCAGGAAAAAUCUCCUCUUAAAGAUGUUUCUUACCUAUCUGCUGAGCAUUUAUCUCCCAAUGAUAAUGAAAAAGAUUCAUCUUAUGUAAUUGAAAGUGAUGAAGAUUUAGAAAUGGAGAUGCUUAAGUCUUUAGAAAACCUAAAUAGUGGCAUGGUAGAACCAAUUCAUUCUAAAUGCUUAGAAAUGGAAAGAAAUCUGAGAAUUCCUACUGAAGAAGAAGAUGAAGAUAAAAAUGAAGUUAUUGAAGAGGAAGAAGAAAAGGAUCUUUUACUGCCAGAACCCCAUGCAAAGCAUAUUAUUUGCCUCAAGACCUACUUUGGCCAUAACAGUUUUAAACCGGUUCAGUGGAAAGUUAUUCAUUCUGUAUUGGAAGAAAGAAGAGAUAAUGUUGUUGUCAUGGCAACUGGAUACGGAAAAAGUUUGUGUUUCCAGUACCCACCUGUUUACAUAGGCAAGAUUGGCAUUGUCAUCUCACCUCUUAUUUCUUUGAUGGAAGACCAAGUGCUCCAGCUGGAAAUGUCCAACAUUCCAGCCUGUUUUCUUGGAUCAGCACAAUCAAAAAAUGUUCUUGAAGAUAUUAAAUUAGGAAAAUAUCAGAUUGUAUACAUGACUCCAGAAUUCUGUUCAGGUAAUUUGAACCUACUCCAGCAACUUGAGGCAAAUAUUGGUAUCACACUUAUUGCUGUGGAUGAGGCUCAUUGUAUUUCUGAGUGGGGGCAUGAUUUUAGAAGUUCAUUUAGGAUGUUGAGCUCACUAAAGGCAACUCUCCCAAUGGUUCCAAUCGUUGCCCUCACUGCUACUGCAAGUUCUUCAAUUCGGGAAGACAUUGUACGUUGCUUAAAACUGAACAAUCCUCAGAUUACCUGUACUAGUUUUGAUCGGCCAAAUCUAUAUUUAGAAGUUGGACAAAAAACAGGGAAUAUCCUUCAAGAUCUAAAACCAUUUCUUGUCAAAAAGACAAGUUCUGAUUGGGAAUUUGAAGGUCCAACUAUCAUCUAUUGUCCUUCCAGAAAAAUGACAGAACAAGUUACUGCUGAACUUAAGAAACUGAAGUUAGCCUGUGGAACAUACCAUGCAGGCAUGAGUUUUAAUAUAAGGAGAGAUGUUCACCAUAGGUUCAUGAGAGAUGAAAUUCAGUGUGUCAUAGCUACUAUAGCUUUUGGAAUGGGCAUUAAUAAAGCUGACAUUCGCAGAGUCAUUCAUUAUGGUGCUCCUAAGGAAAUGGAAUCAUAUUACCAGGAAAUUGGUAGAGCUGGCCGUGAUGGACUUCAAAGUUCUUGUCACAUACUCUGGGCUCCAGCAGACUUUAACUUAAAUAGGAACUGCCUUACUGAGAUACGUAAUGAAAAGUUUCGAUUAUACAAAUUAAAGAUGAUGGCAAAAAUGGAAAAAUAUCUUCAUUCCAGGAGAUGUAGGCGACAAAUCAUCUUGUCUCAUUUUGAAGACAAACAACUAAGAAAGGCCUCCAUGGGUAUUAUGGGAACUGAAAAAUGCUGUGAUAAUUGCAGAUCCAGAUUGAAUCAUGGUGAUUCUAGUAAUGACUCAGAUGAUACAUCACAGGACUUUGGUCCACAAGCAUUCCAGCUCUUAUCUGCUGUGGGCAUCUUAGAGGAAAAGUUUGGAAUUGGGGUUCCAAUUUUAUUUCUCCGAGGAUCUAGUUCUCAGCGUAUUGCAGAUAAAUAUCGUAGUCACAGUUUUUUUGGCACUGGUAAGGAUCAAACAGAAAGUUGGUGGAAGGCCUUUUCCCGUCACCUCAUAACUGAAGGAUUUUUGGUAGAAGUUCCCGGGCAUAACAAAUUUGCAAAGAUUUGCACCCUUACGAAAAAGGGUAGAAAUUGGCUUGAUAAAGCCAAUACAGAAUCUCCUCAGAGUCUUAUCCUUCAAGCUAAUGAAGAGUUGUGUCCAAGGAAGUUUCUUCUGCCAAGUUCUAAGACUGUAUCUUUAGGCACUGAACAGCAUUCUUCUAAUCAAAUACCAAUUGAAUUAACUGCAGAGAAGCAGUCUGACUUGGAGAGGACGUCUUCUUCCAAAGCACUUGCUAACAUUUCUUCUGGGAGUAACAUUCCUAAAAAAAGUAUCAUGGUGCAGUCAUCAGAAAAAUCUUACAGUUUCUCAGAUCCUGUUCUUUUGGCCCAAGAGCAACAGUCUGAGGUUAUGUUAUAUUGCAAAUUGGUAGAAGCUAGACAGAGACAUGCCAAUGUCAUGGAUGUUCCUCCAGCUAUUUUGGCAACAAAUAAGAUACUGUUGGAUAUGGCUAAAAUGAGACCAACGACAGUUGAAAAUGUAAAACAGAUCGAUGGUGUUUCUGAAGGCAAAGCUACUAUGCUGGCUCCUCUGUUGGAAGUCAUCAAACAGUUCUGCAUAGUAAAUAGUAUUCAGGCAGACCUCUUUUCAAGUAUAACACCCCAAGAACAGAAGAAGAGUCUGGAAGUGAAAAAUAAAAAAUGCUCACUCUCACAGUCUGUGGCCUGCACAUAUUCUUUAUUCCAAGAAAAGAAAAUGUCUUUGAUUAGCAUAGCUGAGAAGAGAAUUCUGCCUCUCACAGCAGUUGGCAUGCACUUAGCCCAAGCAGUGAAAGCUGGCUACCCGCUGGAUAUGGAGCGAGCAGGCCUGACUCCAGAGGUUCAGAAGAUUGUUGUUGAUGUUAUCCGAAACCCUCCCGUCAACUCAGAUAUGAAUGAAAUUAAAUUAAUUAGAAUGUUAGUUCCAGAAAACAUUGACACAUACCUUAUCCACAUGGCAAUUGAGAUUCUUGAAAACAAUCAUGAUAGCAGUCUGUUAUGCCCACCUUCAUGUGAUUCCAACAAAAAGAGAUGUCUUCCCAACUCUGAAGAAAGCUGUUUAAGUUCUAAGAGAAGCAAGGAAGAAGUUGUGGGAACACAUUCUGGCAAUUUUCCAAUGAAAGACAGAGAUCAUGGAAAUUCCCUAAGACUAACUUCUUGGAGUCAGCCAUCCAGCCAUCCAGAAAAAGAACAUUUAUUCUUAGAUUUUCAUUCACAGACUUCAUCAUCAGGAACCUCAAAGAGAAAACUACCUGAGUGGUUUGCCAAAAGAAGUGAAACAUUGGCUGCCACCAGCAACAAAACAAUGACCAAAACAAAAAAGGAAGGUCUUUUUAGUUAAGUUGGCAAUUAUUAGAAUGAGUUUUUAUGACUUAUUAUAUUAUUAUAAGAGGAGAGAGAGCUAUAUUUUAUUUUUGAAAAAGAAUGAGGAGUAAUAGUUUAGCUUAAAAAUUAUUCUAAUCCCAAAGUCAAACUCACCUGUAUAUUGAAGGACUGGCAUCUUAAAUUUUCACAAUUCAGAUAAAGUAUUUGGGUCUUCUGAGAAUUUAAGUGACUAUAUUAUAAAAUAGAAUAUUAAAUUAGAUUUUCUUUUAAGAUUGCUUUUGGAAACUGUGUUGCUGUCCUGUUUUUUAAUUUCUUUUUUUUAUAAUAAUAUCUUUGGAAAAUGUAAUGUGUGAUGAUUUAAUUUGUAGAACAGAUUAAUAGUUGUAUAGUGAUUAGGUGAUAUAAAAUAUUCUUAGUUUACCAAAAAUCUGUCUUGCAAGUGUAAGGAAGCAUAGUUAUUUCAUAAAUUGUCUUUCUUACCUUUCAUGGAAGCUUUUGUGUGCAUUAUAGAUGGUAUUAGUUGACCAGACCAGUGAAAAUGAAACGAUAUUUUGAAAUAAAAAAAAGAAAAAAGAAAAAAAGAAUCUAGUUGCAUUAGGAAGCUAUGCACUUUGUAUUUUCUAGUUUCUGUUAUUUUUCAAAUAAUAAAAUAAUUCCUUCAUAUUGAUUAUUAUAAAGAUAUAUACAUAUAUAACUUGCAUUUACUUAAUUACUCCAAGUACCUUUUUUUAUUUGAGAAUGUCAGCAUUGGAUUUAAUAUCUCUUAUAUAGUACAAAUGAAUAUUUGAAGCUCAUACUCUGACAGUUUGGUAAACCAUGAUUAUAUAACUUUAAACAAUUCAUCAUACAAUUUAUAAAUACAUUCCAGAACCUUAAUUGCCUCCUAUCCCCCCAGUACUAGGGAUUGAACCUACGGGCAUUCAACCAUCGAGCUUCAUCCCUAGAUCUUUUUAUUUUUUAUUUUAAAAUGAGGUCUCACUAAGUUGCCCAUGCUGGCCUUUAUCCUUCUGCCUCAGCCUCCUGAGAGAUGGGAUUACAGGUAUGUAUCAUCAUACCUAGCUGAUUGACUUUUUUGUUAAUAAAAAUAGCCAUUGUUAAUAAAUAUAUGAGAAGAAAUAUAUGUGUAUUAUAAAAGAAUUAGAAAAUCCAGAUAGUAGAAAAAAGAAGACAAUAAAAAUCACCCUUAGUUCUACUAAAUAGAUAAUCAUAGUUAACCCCCUUUGUAUAUCUUGCUAGACCUUCUCAUAUUUACUCCUUUUCUUAAUUGGUUAUAUAAAUAAUACAUGAAUGAAUUUUAAUUGUAAAACACUCUACUUAAAAAUUAAAUGUUUUCUAUGUUAUCAUUUUCUCACAUCUCAUUGCCAGAAGGAACCACCUAUUAAAUAUGUCAUUCAUAGUUUUCUAGUUACUUCUACAUUUCCAUGCCUUUGCAUUCUGUGUGAUGAAGUGGCAAGUACACAUAAAACAUUCUUGCUUCAUGUCAAAGUAUGAUGGUCAUCUCCAGGAAUUUGAUUUUGUUUGAUUGUUUGAGUUGUGAAUUGACUUGGCAAAGUAUGUUUCAUGGAAUAUAAUUUUUACCAAAAAAAAUAAAAUAAAAUGACAGAAAACUUGGUUAUUCAGCAACAGUUUCUCAAGAUUGAAUGAUGUCAGCUUCUUGCUUCAAGGAAAAUAACCAAGAGAUUUGUUACCAAUGAUAAAAUUUGAAAUUCCUAGUAAAAUUUAUAAUUUUGGAAAACUUGUAUCCUUUACCAAGAACUUGUCACCUGCCUUAAAGACUUAUCUAAUGAGAUGGAUAAUAGUUUUAAAAUUUGAUUCUGAUAUUAAAGAUUUUAUAUAUGUUUAAAAGA